AUGGCAUCGAAUUUCACAGUUCCCAUUCCCAUCGUUUACGUUAAAAAUGAAAUGUUAAUUCGUUCAGAAAUUUCACGACGUUCAUUUGUUAUUCAUUAUCUAAGUAUCUACGCUCUUGUACUUACUAUAUUUGGUACUAUUGGCAAUGUUUUAACGAUAGUUGUAUUAUUCAGGCGUCAUCUUCGUCGUUUUGUAACUGUACGCUAUUUAAUUGCUGUUAGUAUAUGUGACAUUAUAUCAUUAUAUGGAUGGAAUUUAAAUAAUUUUUAUAAAUUUAAUAUUAGUCCUGUUGAAGGAAAUAUCGAAGAUUUAUCUCUUGUUCAUUGUCGACUAAUUUCAUUCAUGACAUUUGUUGCCUUACAACUAUCAAGUUGGUGUCUGUCAGCCGUUAGCCUAGAUCGUUGUCUUAGUCUUUAUUGGCUUCAAUGGAAAGAGUCAUACGGAAAAAUUAGAUAUACUAAAUAUUAUCUUACUUUUCUAACUUUAACUUGUCUUGCCGUUAAUAGUCAUAUAUUAUUUUUAAACGGCUAUAGUACACCGUCGAAUGGAGUUAUGUGUUAUAGAACCAGUACAAAUUAUCAUUAUAUUUAUCCGCAAUGGGAACGGGUUCAUUUAGUUCUUUACAAUCUUUGUCCAUUUGCUAUCAUGUGUAUUUGUAACACAUACAUUAUAUAUGUUACUGUGAAAUCAAGUCGAUCACACAAUUUAGGCGGUUCAAAUAGAAAUAAUCGAAAAAAUUUGGAACGAUACCGACAAUUCACUGCUUUACUUAUAAUUGUAACAUUUGCGUUUGUCAUAUUGACUCUACCAGCUUGUAUCUAUUUUGUAUUUUUCCGCAAUAAUGUUGCAUUAACAACACAACGUAACUAUCGUUAUAUGAUUCAAAUAUUUUUGAAUUCAAUUCAAUUUACAUGCCAUGGAAUCAACUUUUUUCUUUACUGUUUUUCGGCGUCAAGUUUUCGCCAUGAAUUGUAUGGGAUGUUUCGAGAGCUAGUGUACCAUUGUCGUUGUAAAUGUGGUUGCCUUUAUCAUAAUGAUCAACAGAAUAUUCAUAUGCGACGUUAUAAACAUGGCAAUCAUGCGAAUGCAUCACCGUUGGAGCGUUAA
Molecule: messenger RNA, 1107 nt
Organism: Rotaria socialis
Lineage: Eukaryota; Metazoa; Rotifera; Eurotatoria; Philodinida; Philodinidae
Source: the annotation of a GenBank genome assembly